GAUUAUGUCGCCCCCACGAGCAAAUCAACUUAUAUUAAAUCUUAAUCACUAAUUAAAAAAAACAGCAUUAUUUAUCAGUAUUAUUCGAACUAUAGCUGAGAGAGAUGGUUCCAAGCCCGGCAAGUGCGCUCGCGCCUGCGUCAGUUUAGUUAGGUUUUCCCGUUGUGUGACAAACUGCAAUAAGUACGUUUUUGACCUGACUUGUGUCUGACUCAUUUGUUUCCAUUUUAGUUUUCAUCGUUACGUACUAUUACGAGUAACUCCGAUAACAUCACACGUAUCGCUCGUCGGCUCGUUGCCUCCAAAAUAAUUUAAAGGAGAGACAUAGCAAGAAAUGGGGCUGUGCUUUUCGCUUGACUGCGGGGAUUGUGACUUGUGCUGCAACCCUUGUUGCCUCGCCCUGAGCGCCUGCUGUCUGGUGCCCUGCCUGUGUCCGAACGCUUGCGGCAACCAGCAACAACCGCCCCCGACCGUGAUAGUUCAGCAGCCGCCCGUGGUAGAGCAGCACCCGCCUCCGGGCUACCCGUACCCUCCACAAGGCGGUUAUCCCGGCUACCCAGGCUAUCCCCCGCCAGGAGGAUACCCUCCGCAAGGCUAUCCUCCUCAAGGCGGAUAUCCUCCAAUGGGCUGUAACAUAUCCUGUCGGCCGUGCUGCUGCUGCUGCAUCCCGUGCCUGUGCUGCGACUGCUGCGGCGACCCUCCGCGCAGCAACGUGGUGCACCACCACGUCAACGUCAUCCAAGCACCGCCCGCGCCGACCCGGAACGGGCGAUUUGAACCACCGCCCGCGUAUAGAUAACGAUUUCUGAAUUGUUUAUAUUUUUUCAACUAGAAACCCAAAGAUCCCUGCAGCUAUUACUGUUAAUGUACUUACCUAUAGUUGGUCAUAAAAUUGCUUUACCAUUUUUUAGGUUCAGUAUCUCCAGAGAAAAAUGGAACCUUUAUAGAUCCUUUCCUUUGACCUAGAAUCAUGAAAUUUGGGAUAGCAAUGUUUUUAGCAUAAAGUUGGUAAAGUAAUUUUAUGGUUGUUAAAUUUUUGUAACUUUUAUGAUUAUUAUAUAAAAUGUGUAUAUAUACCUAAGUAUUUAGAUCAUUUUACAGCCGGUAGAUAGGUAGGACUAUAUGAAGAUCAUAGAGUAUCUAUUUUAUUUUAAAUGUGCAAUAAAAAUAAAUAUAAAACAUACUUAAAUAAUGUUCAUUUGAGCCUCAAUAACUCAACGGUUACCGGUGGUCUCUCGCGUCACUCGCUCCAUACAAAUGUAGUUUAGCUCUCAUUUAAAUAUUAACUAAUCGAACUCAAUAAAACUUUGUGGACAUGUUUAAUUUGUAAUUAAAUAUGUGUCUGCGGUUUACCAAAUUUUCGUAAAAUAUUUAGUUUUACAGUGACAUGAGUUAAAAUAUUGUAUGUAAUUCUUUGAGCCCGUGUUACUUUCAAGCUAAAUAUUUUAACAGAAAUCUGGCAUACCAUAGACAUAAAUAUUAAUUUCAAAACGUGUUUUCAAAAUUUUAUUGAGUAGGUAAGGAGUAGGUUAUCUAAUUGGGUAGGUUAAUACUCAAAUGAGAGUUAAACAACAUUACGAUAACUAGUUAAGUUGCAGUAUUGUCGUACUUAAGUGUUAAGAGGGAUUGAGUCAUGUUUAAACCCUAGCCCUACUGCAAAUCUUUAAAAAAUAACAAUGCCAGUUAUUUCUAUAAACUGCUCCGUUUUAAAAUAAAAUAUUAAUGGGGUUAUAUUCUACUACCCAUAGGUACCUAAAUGUAGGCAAUUAAUUAACACUUUGUAUAAAUAUUGUAAAAAAUGUAAUUUAAGUUUACCUACGUAUUAAGAUUUUGUGGUUUACUUUAUCAAUAAAUUAUAUUAUGUUAAUGUAUUAAGAUUUUCCAAAUAAAUUAUGUUUUAAUUU
Molecule: messenger RNA, 1904 nt
Organism: Maniola jurtina (meadow brown)
Lineage: Eukaryota; Metazoa; Arthropoda; Insecta; Lepidoptera; Nymphalidae
Product: cysteine-rich and transmembrane domain-containing protein 1-like
Exons: 3
Coding region: 335-799 (154 amino acids)
Source: RefSeq, a predicted model, not a curated record